AUGAAAUUGACAAAGAAUAAUUUGGAUUUAAUGAAAAAAGUCUUCGAAAUAAAACCUUGUGUUGUGUUGAGAGCAAAAUAUUCACAAGCUUGUACGCCGGAGUUCUUUAAGUUUUACGAUGAGAAUAUUAACGUGGGUGACCAUAAAGUGUUGGAUGUCGAAGACUAUGGUCGAUUUAUAAGCACCAGGUCUUCAAGGAGAGAACCAGCUAUCACAAGAGUGAUCACUUCCCUCGCAUAUAAAGUAGAUAAAAAGAUGAUCUCCCUAGCCGAGGGUAUGCCCAACGAAGGGGUGUUUCCGUUCAAGAAACUAAGCAUGGACAUGAAAAAGGGCGGUGGUAUAAUGAUGGAGGGCAAAGAGCUGGCUGCGGCGUUGCAGUAUGUGCCUUCACAGGGGCUUCCAUCGCUACUGACGGAGCUUCGCAAAUUUCAAGAGGACAUACACCGUCCUCCAGACGUGCCCCGAGACCUCAUGAUCACCAACGGCGGGCAGCACGGCAUCUACCAGUGCGCUGAGCUACUCCUGGAGCCCGGCGACCCCAUCGUCACCACUGAGUACGCCUACACUGGUCUGCACAGCACCUUGAAGCCAUACCAACCAGAAAUCCUUGGUGUACCCGAAGACAAUGACGGUCUCAUCCCUGAAACACUUGAAUGCAUUUUGGAAGACCGACUCUCGAGGGGUCUAAAGAUGCCGAAGAUGAUGUACCUCAUUCCAACAGGCAGCAAUCCUACCGGAACUGUCAUCCCGGUGGAAAGGAGAAUGAAAAUAUAUGCGUUAGCUUGCAAAUACGACUUUAUUAUUGUUGAAGAUGAUCCUUAUAUGUUCUUGAAUUACAGCGGGCGUCCAAUAGCUUCUUUCCUAUCAAUGGACAAAGCCGGUCGUGUGAUCCGCCUGGAUUCAGUCUCCAAGGUCGUGAGCGCUGGUCUCCGGGGAGGAUGGGUAACCGCUCCAUCUCCGCUAUUGGAAAGACUGCAGUUGCACUCUCAAGCAGAGCUACUCCACCCAUGUACCCUGUCCCAGGCGAUUCUACUGAAGCUGGUUCAGUGUAGGGAGACGUUAGGUUCAUAUCUGAAGUCUGCGCGGGACUUGUACUGGAGCAGACGGGACGCGCUUCAUUCAGCGCUGCAGCCGCUGGAGGGGCUGGCGGACUGGGCCGUUCCUGACGCUGGACUAUUCUUCUGGCUGAGGGUUCGAGAUGUCGACGACGUUUAUAGUAUGAUCCACACAGCCUUCGAACGAGGUCUGAUGCUGGUUCCAGGACAAGCGUUCAUAUACGACAGCAACGCGUCGUGCCAGUACAUCAGACUGACGUUUAGCAAGAUCCGACUGGAAGACAUGAGCACGGCAUCCCAGAUAUUAUCGGAAGUUAUAAGAGAUGAACAGAAAAAGUGUUUGGAGAAGGAGCCCAAACGAUACGCUACUGAGAGCUAG
Molecule: messenger RNA, 1434 nt
Organism: Bombyx mandarina (wild silkworm)
Lineage: Eukaryota; Metazoa; Arthropoda; Insecta; Lepidoptera; Bombycidae
Product: kynurenine/alpha-aminoadipate aminotransferase, mitochondrial
Biological process (GO): biosynthetic process
Molecular function (GO): pyridoxal phosphate binding; L-kynurenine:2-oxoglutarate transaminase activity
Source: RefSeq, a predicted model, not a curated record